UACUUUUUUUAUGUCAUAUGCGAAGGGGCCCUAUUUCGGAGCUCGCCUCGGACCCCCGAAAUCUCAGGGCCGGCCCUGUACCCAGUGGUGGGGACAUCUUCCCCUCCGCUGGUUUAGACCGCCAUUGUCCCUAAAGGGGCGACCUAACUUCACCUGGGGGUGUUUGGGAUCCCUGAAAUUAUAAUCUUUAAAGAAUAAUGACAUGUCCAGUAUUUUCUAUCUAUAGUCACUGGGUGUAUUUUCUCGUGACGGGAUCCUUCGCCGAGGGCGCCACAUGGCUCUCCUUCGUCGUUUCAGUUUGUCUCUUAUGGUUCCAGUGCUGUUUUAAAAGACCGUUGUCAUUUUUCCAGUUUCGCGAUCUGUUUCGUUGAUUACGUCAAAAAUGGUCUGAAACAUAUUUCUGCGACAAAACGUCCAGGAAGUUUCUCGAAUAUUGCGCCGAUUAGAAGUCUUCGAAGUUCUUCAUCGAUCCACAUUUGGUCGACAGUGUUGCAAAAGUUGCCAGUCCUUGAGGACAUCCCGCCUCUAGGAGGUGAUAGAAAACGAUGCACAAGAAAUCGACGCAUAAUUCACGUUCGUGAAGAUGCGAGGCUCGUGUCGAGUCGCGUGUUCUUCCAUGCCAGCCUAGCAGAGGAAUCAGCGCGGCCCGGCGACGAUGCAAGAUAACUCCAAAGAAAUGUUCAUCAUUAGAGCUUUGGAAAAGAUCCUGGCUGACCGGGAUGUCAAACGGUCACACCUGUCACAGCUUAGAAAGUCCUGCGAGACUGCACUUGAUAACCUGCGAAAUGAAAUCAAAGAGGGGACGAACGUCCAGGUUUCGACCGCCUUACCGCAGCCACGUAGCGAUUCCUACGUCAUCUCGGCGGAAAAAUAUUUCCUGCCAUUCGAACUGGCUUGUCAGAGCAAAUCGCCAAGAAUCGUAGUCACCGCUCUGGACUGUCUGCAAAAACUAAUCGCUUAUGGGCACCUAACUGGAAACGUACCUGAUUCCACAGAGCCGAAUAAGCUAUUGAUUGUACGUAUCGUUGAAACAAUUUGUGGAUGUUUCAUGGGGCCACAGACAGACGAGGGGGUUCAGCUACAGAUAAUAAAAGCUCUCCUCACCGUAAUGACUAGUCAACACGUGGAAGUUCAUGAAGGCACUGUGUUGCUUACAAUACGUACAGUUUAUAGCGUUUACUUGGCUUCAAGGAAUCUGGUUAACCAAACCACUGCUCGUGCUACUCUCACGCAGAUGAUCAAUGUUAUUUUUGCUCGCAUGGAAACACAGGCGGAAGAAGAGAAUGUCAGAUCUGAAGCGGAACAUUCAGCGACCACUGUGAACACUUGUACAUCUGGGGAGCUGGAAACAGAUACGGUGAAUCACGAGGAACAUUCAACGGAGAGCAAUCAGGAGCCCCAGUUAAUCGUCCGAGGAAUUUUGGAGUAUGUUGUGAAUUCGGUUGUUCCAGAGGAUCCAGCGAUCGCGGUUACGGUUACCUCCGAGGAGGCUAGCUUGGAUCAAGUGCCUAUAGACGAGAACUCCGACGAAGCUGUCGCGGAGAGCGACAAUAUGGUCAGGGCGAAAUUCACUCACGUCUUGCAGAAGGAUGCUUUUCUAGUUUUCAGAGCUCUCUGCAAACUCUCCAUGAAACCGCUUUCGGAUGGCAUUCCGGACCCUAAGUCGCAUUCGCUGAGAUCGAAAAUCCUUUCGCUGCAGUUGCUGCUAGGCAUACUGCAGAACGCGGGACCAGUGUUGCGUUCGAACGAGAUGUUCGUAAUAGCCAUAAAACAGUAUCUCUGCGUGGCACUGUCGAAGAACGGAGUCUCCUCGGUACCGGAGGUGUUCGAGCUCUCCUUAGCGCUAUUCCUCGCGUUGCUGGCUCGCUUCAAGAUGCACCUGAAGAUGCAGAUCGAAGUGUUCUUCAAGGAAAUUUUCAUGAACAUCCUGGAGACGUCCAGCAGUUCCUUCGAGCACAAGUGGAUGGUGAUUCAUGCGUUGACUCGUAUCUGCGCCGAUGCUCAAAGUGUCGUUGACAUAUACGUGAAUUAUGACUGCGAUCUUUCCGCUGCAAAUUUAUUCGAAAGGCUUGUAAAUGAUUUGUCGAAAAUUGCACAGGGCAGGCAGGCACUGGAACUGGGUGCUUCGCCCAAUCAAGAGAAAUCGAUGCGCAUCAGAGGCCUCGAGUGCCUGGUAUCGAUCUUGAAAUGCAUGGUGGAAUGGAGCAGGGAUCUGUACGUAAAUCCAAGCGUUCCGGCUGAUCAGCAGAUUCCAUCGGAGCCACCCGAUCCUCCGGUGGAACCUCCGCUGCCCCGUUACGGAAGCGCGGGCAGUUUGUCCUCGGCGAACUCGAGCCUGGUCGGUAACAAGGAAAUUCCGGACUCACCGGAGCAAUACGAGGUGCAGAAACAGCAGAAAGAAGUGUGGGAGACUGGAAUAGAUAUUUUUAAUCGAAAGCCAAGCAAAGGGGUACAGUAUCUUCAAGAACAAGGUCUUCUAGGUAAUUCCUUCGAAGACGUUGCGCGUUGGCUUCACAUGGACGAACGGCUCGACAAAACAGCGAUCGGUGACUUUCUUGGCGAUCACAAUCACAAUCAGGUGAUGUACAGUUAUAUUGAUCAAAUGAACUUUGCCGAUCGCGAUUUAGUUACAGCCCUGAGAUACUUUCUUGAGGGCUUCAGGCUACCGGGAGAGGCGCAGAAAAUCGAUCGGUUGAUGGAAAAGUUUGCCAGUAGAUACUGUGAAUGUAAUCCGAAUAAUGGAUUGUUCACGAGCGCGGAUACUGCUUAUGUUUUGGGAUUCUCGAUCAUCAUGCUAACUACCGAUCUCCAUUCGCCUCAGGUAAAAAAUAAAAUGACGAAAGAGCAGUAUAUAAAACUAAAUCGACGCAUCAGCGAUAACGAAGAUUUACCUGAAGAAUAUUUAUCAAAAAUUUAUGACGAGAUUGCGGGCAAUGAAAUUAAAAUGAAAUCGAACCCUAAUCGACCCGGUAAACAAGUGAUCUCUAGCGAGAAGAAACGGCGGCUAUUGUGGAACAUGGAAAUGGAAGUAAUCUCAACAGCAGCGAAGAAUUUAAUGGAAUCCGUUAGCCACGUUCAAGCACCGUUCACAACCGCCAAGCAUUUGGAGCACGUUAGGCCGAUGUUUAAAAUCGCAUGGACUCCGUUUCUGGCCGCGUUCAGCGUCGGUCUUCAGGACUGCGACGAUCCGGAAAUCGCUUCCCUUUGCCUGGACGGCAUUAGAUGCGCGAUACGCAUCGCUUGCAUAUUUCAUAUGACGUUAGAACGGGACGCGUACGUGCAAGCGCUGGCACGGUUCACUCUGUUGACCGCGAACUCACCGAUCACCGAGAUGAAAGCAAAGAACAUCGACACCAUAAAGACGUUGAUCACCGUCGCGCAUACCGAUGGCAAUUACCUUGGCAGCUCCUGGUUGGACGUCGUCAAGUGUAUCUCUCAGCUGGAGCUUGCACAGCUGAUCGGUACCGGCGUUAGACCGCAGCUCCUGGGUCCGCCGUCUAAACCCCAUUUCCCAUCGCCAUUGGUGAACUUCAAUCUAGCUCACAAUAACUCUCAUCAGAAUAACAGUCUGAAUCUCAGUUCUCUGGACCCAAGCGUCAAGGAAUCGAUAGGGGAAACAAGCUCCCAGAGCGUAGUAGUGGCUGUCGACAGAAUAUUCACUGGCUCCACCAGACUGGACGGAGAUGCCAUUGUAGAAUUCGUGAAAGCUCUCUGCCAAGUCUCUCUGGAAGAGUUAUCCCAUCCAACGCAACCGCGAAUGUUUUCCCUGACGAAAAUCGUGGAGAUCUCCUAUUACAACAUGGGUCGUAUAAGACUCCAGUGGUCCAGGAUUUGGCAAGUGAUAGGAGAACACUUCGACAGGGUUGGCUGCAGCCCUCGCCAGGACAUCGCUUUCUUCGCGGUCGAUUCCUUGAGGCAACUCGCUACGAAGUUCAUCGAGAAGGGGGAGUUCGCCAAUUUUCGCUUCCAAAAGGAUUUCCUUAGGCCGUUCGAGCAUAUCAUGAAGAAGAAUAGAUCACCGGUGAUCCGAGACAUGGUCGUCCGUUGCGUGGCGCAAAUUGUCCAUUCGCAAGCGCCCAAUAUUCGAUCGGGAUGGAAAAAUAUAUUUAGUGUUUUCCAUCAUGCGGCCAGCGACAGGGACGAAGCUGUAGUUGAAUUGGCCUUUUCAAUGACCGGCAAGAUUAUAAAUGAAUUGUACGCUGAAGAUUUUAGUAUCAUGGUGGAUUCCUUCCAAGAUGCCGUCAAGUGCCUCAGUGAAUUCGCUUGCAAUGCCUCCUUCCCAGAGACGAGCAUGGAGGCUAUAAGAUUGAUACGUUCCUGUGCCUCUUAUAUCGACGCUAAUCCAAAUCUUUUCGCAGAGGGCAUGAUGGAUGACAGUGGAAUGGUAUCCGAAGAAGACAGGGCUUGGGUGAGAGGAUGGUUCCCAUUGUUGUUUGAAUUAUCCUGCAUAGUGAGCAGAUGUAAAUUGGACGUCCGAACAAGAGCGCUAACUGUAUUAUUCGAUGUCGUUAAAACGCAUGGGGCAUCCUUCAAACCCCAUUGGUGGAAGGAUCUGUUCCAAGUCUUGUUCAGGAUUUUUGACAAUAUGAAACUACCCGAGCAGCACACAGAAAAAGCUGAAUGGAUGACGACAACGUGCAACCAUGCCUUGUACGCUAUCGUGGACGUGUUCUCGCAGUUCUAUGAUACCCUAGGCCCCCUUCUUCUAGAGCAAUUGUACUCCCAGUUACUCUGGUGCGUGCAACAGGACAACGAGCAGCUGGCAAGGUCCGGUACCAACUGUCUGGAGAACCUGGUGAUCAGCAACGGCAUCAAGUUCGACGAACAAACAUGGGAGAAGACCUGUAGCUGCGUUCUCGACAUUUUUGAAAGUACCUUACCGUCCGCGCUUCUCUCAUGGAAGCCUCUGUCGCCCAACAAGGAGUCCGACUUGGACGUGAUCACAGGCGAGACUGAUAACCACGUGGGCAUCCUGAAGAGGAGCAACAGUUCUCAAAGCCUGACGAACAGCGAGAGCGGGAAGAACAAGCUGUUCUAUGCGUUGCUGAUCAAAUGUGUCGUGCAGCUGGAGCUGAUUCAAACGAUAGACAAUAUUGUAUUCUACCCAGCCACGUCGAGGAAGGAGGAUCAGGAGAACUUAGCUUUAGCCCAGGCGGACAUGUUCAAUGGAAAGUCCUCCGAAUUGGGCGUCCGAGCAGGGGCGGAUCAACAAAAGGAAGAACAGGGCAUGUAUUGUGCCCUGACGACGACGCACCUCUUGCAGUUGGUCGAGUGUCUAUUGAAGUCUCAUCGGUUCGCCAAGAGCUUCAAUUCCAACCACGAGCAACGGAACGUGCUAUGGAAGGCUGGUUUCCGGGGCAACGUGAAGCCGAAUCUACUUAAGCAGGAGACCCAAUCGUUGGCGUGUGCUUUGCGAAUACUCUUUAAAAUGUACAGCGACGAGGCUCACAGAGCUGAUUGGAGUAAAGUGGAGUCCAGGUUGGUCGAGGUUGCUUGCGAGGCACUGGAAUACUUCCUCGCGCUUUCCAACGAGGCACACAGAGACGCCUGGACUCCGAUAUUGUUACUGCUUCUAACGAGAAUCCUGAAGAUGAGCGAUAACCGUUUCGCGGUACACGCGUCCAGCUGUUAUCCGUUGCUCUGCGAAGUUAUGUGCUUCGAUCUCAAGCCAGAAUUGCGAUCCGUACUCCGGAGAUUCUUCUUAAGAAUCGGCCCUGUAUUCAGGAUCACGCAGCAAUAGUUGCUGUAAUUAGUUGUAAAGAACGCGUUUACACAUUUCUAGGCCGCUCUGCAAAGUACAGAGGGUGAUUCUUGUAUCUGGAAUGGGCCAUAACUGUUUCCUCGGUGAAUAUAGAAAAUUGUUAAAUGAUCUUUCGACGAAGCAUCGUUGUUCGGAAAUCUGAUUUAGUAUUACUUUCUAUUUUUAUUUAUUCUGUUUGUAAGAAUCUUCCCAACGUACGUACGAUGCAAGUUAGUGGGGACAAAUUAUUUGAAAAUAUACAGGGUGUUUCAUAGCUCCUGUAACAAAUGGGGGAUCGCUGAGGUGAUUCUGAACAACUUUUUCCUUUACUAAAAUGUUGGUCGAACCUUCGUUUUUGAAUUAUUAAAGAAAAACACUAGCCAAUGAGAGCGCGCGCUGAACCACGAGCGCGUUGAGCGGGUGCUCUCAUUGGCUAGUGUUUUUCUGUAAUAAUUCAAAAACGAAGCUUCGACCAACAUUUUGGUAAAGGAAAAAGUUGUUCAGAAUCUACUUCCGGGUGUUACAGGAGUUAUGAAAUACCCUGUAUUUCCUUUGAUAGGAGAAUCGAAGUAUGGAUUCGCUCGAUACCCUAGGCGCUAGGGAAUAUAUAUGGUGGAAUUAAAGUCGAACAAAAUGGAACAUGUUUUAGUAAAGUAGUAGGAGAUAAACAUGUGAAUAUAUUGUAUAUGUUCUGAAAGCUCUUUUAUAUUUAAUGUUCUUCAUUUUUUCUAAGAGGAGAGACUUUGAUGAGUUAAAUAUUCCAGUCGACGUGCGAGUGCAGGGUAUUUAAUAAAUAGGGUGUUUCCUGGACCGUAAGGAUGUGGAAACUCCAGAUUUCUAGUAAAAUAAUUAAACUAUUAAUUGUCUAGGUUUAUCUAAAUUUAGUUAUUCUGGACAUUCUCUUAAAGAGAUUUUAAUUGGAUUUUAUUUAUAUUUUAUAUAAUUGUAAAUUGAAGCAAAACAUUCCCAAUAAUAAAACAAUUGCAGCUUAAUAAGACAGUGUAAAAGAAAAUUAAUAGACAAUGUUUAGGGUUGUGAAAAGGUGUUUCCUUUUUUCACAGGAAAUACACUAUUUAUCAAAUGUUUUGUAUAUUCAAACACACGUACAUAUACAAAGUGUCUCUUGAAGUAUACUGUAUUAUCCAUAAAUUAGAUUGCUGAGUGAAGAAUAAGAUGAUUUUCAAUAUUUUUAUAGAAUUGAUUAGCUACUUUAUCAACUGUUAAAUAAGUUGUGAACUGGAUGAUCGCUAGGCCAUAUAGAAUUCUCAAGGAUUGUCUUAUCUUUAGCUUGGAAAUCUUCUUUACAGUACAUUUUACCAGACACUUUCUGUAUGUUAAAAAACACUUAGGAAAUGAUGGUAUAAGCAAGAAGAAAUGGGGGCAGAUGCUUGAAAAAUAAUAUUUUGUUAAAGGAUCAGCCUUUAUUUUUUACAAAUAUCACAAUUAAAAUUCAAGAUAAACAUUUCCAGUAUUAAUGUCUUAUUAGAAUGCAUAAAAUGCAACACUUUAAUAGACGCAAGGAAUGUUUCCUAUCAAUUUUUCAAUAUUUUAAAUUCACUCGAGCCUCUUGCAAAGACUUUUAUCUCACCUUUUUACACGUUGUUCUUUUUUUCUCAGCCUAACUUAAAUAAAUAUUAAACGUGUAGGAUAAUUAAAUACAUUAAGAGGAAUGUAAGAAAUGUAACUUACUCGAAGGGAGGAAUUUUUGGAAUGAAGUUUUAAGGAAUUCAACAUUUAAUACCGCAAGGUUUCUUAAUUUCAAGCUUGUACUAUUGUUUUCGAGAUACAUAGUCUGUGUACAAAUGCAACACGCGCAUAGUCAUCACCAAGUAGUCAUAAAUAUCCAUCGUGGAUAGGUGUUCAAACAACGAGUAAUUAGUUUCUAACUCGUUAGGAUUUUCAUUGUUACACAUAGAAUCAAUUUAAGACAUGAGAAUCCUGUGAACAUAUGAUAAAUGUAUAUUCACAUUGCAUAGAAUUAUUUAUGCUUAGGUUAGAUUAAUUAUUUACAUAAUGCAGCCUUAUUUAAAUAAAUUUUAGAGAAAUGAGGACUCUCUGUUUGUUUCCUGUUCUCCUCAUCAGAGAAUGCUUUAGAAAAAAAAGUUCUUCGUUAGAAAUGUCACAAUCAAAUAAUUGUAAUCCUGUUUUAUACGCUAAAACACCUUUUAUGUAUUUAUAUGUAUGUACAUAUAGAAUUUUUAGUUUAGUUUCUAAUACUUACAAGAGAUUGUGAAUUAAGUAGGUUUUAGAAAGAGUAAUUGGGAACUGCUCCACACCACUCUUGAAUAAAAGCUAAGAUAUCGUUAAGUACUGAAUCUUGAGGAGCCUGA
Osmia bicornis bicornis is the source of this 8070-nucleotide messenger RNA. It is a transcript of the gene Sec71, whose product is annotated as brefeldin A-inhibited guanine nucleotide-exchange protein 2. The transcript is spliced from 13 exons. Gene Ontology annotation, biological process: regulation of ARF protein signal transduction. The record is from RefSeq and is a predicted model, not a curated record. Gene Ontology annotation, molecular function: guanyl-nucleotide exchange factor activity. Lineage: Eukaryota; Metazoa; Arthropoda; Insecta; Hymenoptera; Megachilidae. The coding region runs from base 656 to 5740 and encodes 1694 amino acids.